AUGGGUGUUCCAAAGUUCUUCCGAUGGAUGUCCGAAAGGUAUCCCGGUAUUUCGCAGCUCAUUGCGGAGAAUCGCAUUCCUGAGUUCGAUUGUCUCUAUCUUGAUAUGAACGGAAUUAUCCAUAACUGCACACACAAUGACAACGAUAGUGUCACGACACGCAAAUCCGAGGAUAAGAUGUUCAUCUCCAUCUUCAAUUACAUUGAGCAUUUGUUUGGCAAGAUCAAGCCCAAGCAGCUCAUCUUCAUGGCCAUCGACGGUGUCGCCCCGCGCGCCAAGAUGAACCAGCAGCGUGCCCGACGCUUCCGCACUGCUCUCGACGCUGAAAAAGCUCGAGAGAAGGCGAUCCGUGAAGGCGUUGAAAUGCCCACGGAGGAAGCCUUCGACAGCAACUGCAUUACGCCGGGUACCGCCUUCAUGGCGAAGCUCACCCAGCAGCUCAAGUACUUUAUCAACAAGAAGAUCUCAGAGGACCUGGACUGGCAGGGCGUGGAAGUCGUCCUGUCCGGUCACGAGGUCCCUGGAGAGGGAGAGCACAAGAUCAUGGAGUACAUCCGCCAAGCAAAGGCACAGCCGGACUACGACCCAAACCGUCGCCACUGUUUGUAUGGUCUGGAUGCAGAUCUCAUCAUGCUGGGUCUGCUGAGCCAUGACCCCCAUUUCAGCUUGCUGCGUGAAGAGGUGACCUUUGGCCGCCAGAGCCAGACCAAGUCCAAGGAGCUGGAACAUCAAAACUUCUAUCUUAUGCAUCUCUGCAUCGUUCGAGAAUACCUAGAACUGGAGUUUCAAGAACUGGAGGAGCCUGGUGCUCUCAGCUUUCCAUUUGACAUGGAGCGCGUUAUUGACGAUUUUAUACUAAUGGCUUUUUUUGUUGGCAACGAUUUUCUUCCCAAUCUUCCGCAUCUACAUAUAAAUGAGGGCGCUUUAGCUCUCAUGUUCAACGUCUAUAAGACAGUACUACCCAAGGCCAAAGGCUACAUCAACGAAGAAGGUGUCAUCAAUAUGGAACGCUUGGCGCUCUUGCUCGACGAGCUUUCUCAGAUCGAGUACCGCCACUUCGAGUCAGAGAACGCGGAUGCUGCUUGGUUCAAGGGCAAGCGCCUCGGAAAGGAGGAUGUAAUGGUAAAGACGGCGAAACGAGGCACAGUUGUCAUGUCCACCCAGCAGAAAGAGCUCUUCUCCAAGGUCAAGAGCUGGUUGAGUACCUAUUUGGAGAAGAAGGAGCAGGCUCCUCUAGAUAUCCCAGUGUCGCUCAACGCAGAGGACCGAAAAUUUGUGCAAGAGCUCGCUGAUAAGCUUCAUCUUCCGUGGAAGACGGUUACGAAUGAUGAAGGGGAACGCCAUCUUCAAAUUACGACACCGCCCAAGUUGGUCGAGGAUGUGGACGACGACGAGGAAGAAGAAAUGGACGACGAAUCUACAAAGGCCAUUGCGCGUGUUGUACAAAAAUACGAGCAGGCCAAGAUUGUCGAUAUCUCACCGGACGAGGCCCAGGCAGCGAUGCAGAAGAAGUACGAUGAAAAGUUUGAUGCUUGGAAAAACGAUUACUACAAGAGCAAGUUCGACUGGGACCGCAGCAACGAAGAGGAGCUGCGGAAGUUGACCGAGAAUUACGUCCAAGGUUUACAAUGGGUUCUCUACUACUACUACCGUGGAGUAGCGUCGUGGCCAUGGUACUAUGGUUACCACUACUCCCCUAUGAUCUCUGAUGUCAAGCGAGGUCUUAAGGCUGAUAUCAACUUCAAAUUGGGCCAACCUUUCAAGCCCUUUCAACAGUUGAUGGGUGUCCUGCCAGACCGCAGUAAGAGCAUUGUCCCGGAGGCUUACCAUCCCCUCAUGACGAGCGAAGACUCACCUAUCAUCGACUUCUACCCGCGUGACUUCACUCUGGAUAUGAAUGGCAAGAAGCAGGACUGGGAGGCCGUUGUGAAGAUUCCGUUCAUCCAAGAAGAUCGCUUGCUCAGCGCCAUGGCCACGAAAGAACACAAUCUCACGGCAGAUGAGAAGUCGCGCAAUGGGUUUGGUGUCUCAUUGAAGUUUACCUACGUCAAAGAUUUAGACUUCAUCUACCCCUCAUCAUUACCUGGUGUCUUCCCGGACCUCCCGCACUGCAAGUGCGUUGAAAACAUUUUUGAUCUUCCUACCAUGGAUGGAUUAGAGUACUUCAUCGGCUUGAUGGAUGGUGUCAAAUUGGGCGCAAACGCAUUGGCUGGCUUCCCUAGUUUGAAGGUCCUGCCUUUCCACGGCAAGCUCGAAUUCGCCGGUGUCAAUGUCUUCCAGCAAGACAGUCGGAACGAGAGCAUGGUUAUCACGCUUCUGGACACAGCGCCGCGCCAGCCAGUCUCACAAGCAAAGGAAAAGCUUGGAAAGGCUGUCCAUGUUGGAUAUCCUUUCCUCCACGAGGCAAAGGUCGUCAAGGUUUCAGACGAACUCUUUGACUAUGUGCUUCCAGAAAGUGGGCCCUCGGUUCCUGUCGCGAUUCCUCACGACCCGCAGGCCAUUUCAAAUUGGAAAAAGACAGCCAAUCGAAUCGAGAACAACUACAGCAAACGCCUCGGUAUCAACAUUGGUGAAGUUGAGUCGCUUGUGCACGUGGAAAUGCUCAAAGGUCUGAAGAAGACAGACGACGGUGCGACCAUCAAGGAGUACGGUCCUGUUCCAGGCUUGCAGGUUGAGUACGCGACUCAGACCAUCGUCGACGAGGUUGUCAGCGCCGACCCUCGUUUCUUGGAACGUGAAGCCCUUCCGAUUGAGGAGGAGUUUCCUGAAGGUGCUAGGGCGUUUUACCUGGGAGACUAUGCAUAUGGUCGUCCUCUACAAGUCAUAGGUCAUACUGAUGGCAAGGCCAAUAUCAUGGUAGCGAAGCUCAAGAAGCCGGAGCGCGACUUUGGUCGUGACGUUGUCCGCAAGGCCGAGAAGGCUACACCCUAUAUCCCGUCGUAUGUCGUUGCACGACAGCUCAAUAUGCCACCGCUGGCGCUAUCCAAGUUGACUUCGUCUUUCAACGUCAACUCGAGUGGGCUCAAGCUGAAUCUGGGACUUAAUCUCAAGUUCGAAGCAAAGAAGCUCAAGGUGCUAGGGUACUCUCGCAAGUCUCAGAAUGGUUGGGAGUACAGUCAAAAGGCCAUGGACUUGCUUGCUCAGUACAUGAUCAAGUUCCCCGAGUUCAUCGCCGCUAUCAUCAACAACCCUACUGGCGAUGGCUGGGAGGAUACCGACUUCUAUCCUCCAGAGGUUGCGAAGCAAAAGGUCAAAGAGAUUGGAGCCUGGUUGAAGGAGGUUCAAACAAAGAACUUUGAAAAGGUUCCCUUGGAUGCGGAACAACUCGACUCUGAUACCGUUAAACUUAUUGAACAGGCUGCCGACGCAAACUUCCCGCUCACUCAGGAUGUGGAGCCCAAGAAGGUUGCCAAAGUGCCUCGUGUUGCUUUGCUUAAGCCAUCGGAUGCAGAGCAGCGCCUAGGACACCAAACCUUUGCCAUUGGUGACCGUAUCGUCUAUGUCCAAGACUCUGGAAGGGUUCCGAUCGGCUCAUCUGGCACCGUGAUUGGCAAGACGAGGACUGCCCGUGUCAUGCUACUGGAUAUUGUCUUUGAUGCCACCUUUAUGAGCGGGACAUCCCUGGGCGAUCGUUGCUCUCCUUUCCGAGGAUCGACCGUUCCCGCUACAGCUGUUGUGAACGUGACUGACCCACAGGUCGUGUCACUGUCAGGCGCAGCCGCUGCCAGGGCACCCCAAAAAGCACCUCAAUCCUACACUAUGCCCCGUUAUGGUGCUCCUGGUGGCCCUCAACUUGUGCCUGCCGCCGCUCCACCACCUCUUCAAGGCUCCUACCGAGGAGCGUUUGGCGGUGCGAAUGGACGCGGUGGUGGCAUGGCUCCACGACAAAACGGAGGUCCUCCGCAGGCCAAUCAACAAACACUUCCUAUCCACGGCGGGCCUCCUCGUGGGGGUCGUGGAGGGUUUGCACCACGUGUCCACACAAAUGGAGCGCCACACAACCCGCGCGGAAACCUUCGUGGCGGCAGCGCUGACUUUGUGCCUCGCGGCCGUGGAGGCUUUAAGGCCAACCGCGGCGGCUUUACCGUUGUGGACAACAGUGACCCUGCUGAGGGUGUAGUGCCCAAUAACCCCAACUUCCAGCCUAGAAAUUAUUCCAAUGUUCCACCGCCAGCCAAUCUAGAUGGAAGCCGAGGGGGUAGGGGACGAGGUCGCGGUCGUGGUGGCUUCCGUGGACGUGGAGGACCUAGAGGAGGUAGCCAGCCUGCUGUCGGAUAG
Molecule: messenger RNA, 4278 nt
Organism: Plenodomus lingam JN3
Lineage: Eukaryota; Fungi; Ascomycota; Dothideomycetes; Pleosporales; Leptosphaeriaceae
Biological process (GO): nuclear-transcribed mRNA catabolic process
Molecular function (GO): 5'-3' exonuclease activity; nucleic acid binding
Source: RefSeq, a predicted model, not a curated record